AUGGGGAAGCUGGCGAGGCUGGUGGAAGGCAUCAAGGAGAAGCUGGGCGGGGCCGGCGGCGGGAAGAAGACGGCGGCGGCAGCGGCGUGCUACGACAAGGUGGACAAGACGGAGAGCAUGAGGGUGGAGAUCAGGAGCCGCCGGGCGCGGCAGCUCAUCGCCAAGAACCUCGCCGCCGCCGAUUCCAUCGCCGGGAGCAGCAGCCCCCGUGGCGGCGGCGGUUGCGGCGGAGGCAAGAAGACGAAGAAGCGGUUCUUGGUCUUCUGA
This is a messenger RNA of Miscanthus lutarioriparius, 267 nucleotides long. NCBI's taxonomy places the organism in Eukaryota, Viridiplantae, Streptophyta, Magnoliopsida, Poales, Poaceae. The record is from the annotation of a GenBank genome assembly.